Molecule: messenger RNA, 1539 nt
Organism: Saccostrea cuccullata (small rock oyster)
Lineage: Eukaryota; Metazoa; Mollusca; Bivalvia; Ostreida; Ostreidae
Exons: 3
Coding region: 1-1539 (512 amino acids)
Molecular function (GO): zinc ion binding
Source: RefSeq, a predicted model, not a curated record
AUGGCUACUGCCCAGGGACAGGACAUUAUCUGCUGCCAAUUGUGUUCAAACCCUGUAGAACAUCACUGCAAUCUUUGCCAUGUUGACCUCUGCCUCUCAUGUGUACCAAAGCAUAUUGCCGACAAAUCAAGAGAGCAUGAAGUUGUUGGAUACACUUUUAAAAAGGAAUACACAGUUUUUCUUCCAACCUGCCUAACACAUGAGAAAAAGCGAUGUGAAAUGUUUUGCCAAGACUGUGAAAUACAAAUUUGUAUUCAUUGUCUAAUGGAAAGGAAACAGGAAAUCGUGGCAGACACAGAAGAAUUGGAAAAUAUAAUUGUUCCUUUAUAUCGAAAUGCCAACCUAACCACAAGCCCUGAAGAGUUUGACAAAGUUCUGUCUGCCAUAGAUGAACAAGAGGAUAAAUUCUGCAAAGCUGUACAUGAAGCUAACAUUAAUCUCAAAGACAAAGUAACAAAACAGAAGAAAGAAGCGACCAAGAGGUGCAAGUCUUUCUCUGAAAAGGCUGAAAAGGAACUUAGUCGAAUAAUACAGAAUAACAAAAAUAUUCUUGAAAGUAAUGAUGCCAUAGCAGUUAUAAACUAUAAAUCAAGAAAUGGUGAUUUCCGAGGAGGCCCCAAAAUGCCAAUUUUUCCAUGUCCACUUUUUCUUGCUGGUAUUUUAGAGCAAGACAGAAUUGUUGACAUGUUUGGUUUUCUUCAGACGGAAGAUGACGUGAAAGAAGCAGGAAUGCUGAAAAUGAUGAAUGACCCAGUGGUACUUAGCACAAUACAAAGCUUUUAUGGACUUUGGCAUAAACUGUGGAGAGUGCAAUGUGUUGGGAGAGAUGAGAUCUUGAUUAGUGGAGAUAACAAAACAAUCAAUCAAAUAGACAAGACAGGGUCCAUUCUCAAUACAAUUCAUACAAAUGAUGACGUGAUAGCAUUAACCAUUAAUUCACAACUACAACCAGUGUUUUCCUUAAGCAAUUUAUAUAAAAAACAAACAGACAUAUAUAUUUACAACGGGAACAAAGUGAAUGUUUUAUUUAGCACAUUUCCCUGGUUUUCCGUUGGUUUAUAUUACACAAGGAAUGGAUAUCUACUGGUGAGCAUGCGCUCUAAGGACGAGAGAAAGAGUAGAGUGGUGAAAUACUCAGAGACAACAGAGAUUCAGAAGAUUGAGUAUGGCAAUCAGGGAAAACCUUUGUUUUCUACUGGUAGUAGAGCCGUCCUACUCCUGACAGAGAAUGGUAAUGGUGACAUCUGUGUUGCUGACAAUGCUGGGAAAGAAGUUGUUGUGGUGGAUUCUUCUGGGGGAUUACGAUUCACGUAUGAAGGCAUCCUCUCUGACCAUUCAAAUGUCACAGAAUUUCAACCAAUCCAUAUCGCUACUGAUAUCAAUGCACAAAUACUAGUAAAUGACAAUUCAAACAACAUUAUCCAUAUUAUAGACUGUGAUGGUAACUUUGUACGAUAUUUAGAGCUUUCUUGUAAUGGUGGGCUAAGUAUUGAUGUCGAUUACAAUCUUGUUAUUGGUGAUACUGAAACGGAUGAGUGA